Molecule: messenger RNA, 3818 nt
Organism: Procambarus clarkii (red swamp crayfish)
Lineage: Eukaryota; Metazoa; Arthropoda; Malacostraca; Decapoda; Cambaridae
Product: organic cation transporter protein
Biological process (GO): transmembrane transport
Cellular component (GO): membrane
Molecular function (GO): transmembrane transporter activity
Source: RefSeq, a predicted model, not a curated record
CUCUCUCUGAUUAUCUUCCUGAUUGUCUCGUCAUUGUUAUGGUAAGACACGAAGAUCCGUCUGUAUUUCCUCUUCCCUAGUAUCAGGAAGAUGGACGAACUUACAGCAGUUUAAUAUAAAAUUUAUAAUAAAAGUUAUGCAUUGUGGAAAAUAUAAUAACACAGAGCGUAAAGUACUGGAUUGCACUUAAAAUGGAAAGGCAUAGACAAUGUAUAUGUCUCCUAUAUAGUGUUAAAUAACACUAACUGCCCAAUCUUCUUCAGGUUAUCUUGAGAUGAUUUCGGGUCUUAGCGUCCCAAAAAGGCGUCCUCCUUUUUGAUACCGCCAGGAAGCAGCAGCCCGUAGCAGCUGUCUAACUCCCAGGUACCUAUUUCUUCAGGGUGAAAGAAACUCUGCCAAUUUGUUUCCGUCUUCACCGGGGAUGGAACCCGGAACCUCAGGACUACAAAUCCCGAGCGCUGUCCACUCAGCUGUCAAGCCCGAGCACAUACUUUUAUCUGUAUUGAGGCAGGUGUGGCAUUUCUUCAGAUAAGUUUGGGGAGGAAUAACUUUAAGAAUGGACUAAGUAAUUUUUACAUAUGUUCAUCAGCAGCAUUUUAACUACUGUGAAAACAUCGCUCCGUUUCUCAUGGAUGGUCUCAAACCCACUAAGUUGUGCUAUAUAUAUGUUACUAGAAGAGGGUACCAGGCGGUGCCCGGGUCAGCCUCCAUAAGGUUGCAGCAUUUAAGUGUUGAGAGGCCGAAGAACGCAAAUCUGCCAUCAAAAUAUAGAUUUUUGCAUGUAAUUAUUUGAAUUUGUAAUAUUAUGAAUAUAAAAUAAAAGUCUAUGGACUCGCCGCAAACAUUUCAAAUGAAAUAAAAUUCAAAAGUUUUAUUCAUAAAUGCAUGUAAAUUGAAGUUCACGCCAACAUAAGAGUGGCCGUUCCAGCCUGGGCGUUAAUGACAAUCAGCUACAUCAGCAAGUGACGCCAGGCCUUAUACCAAUAUCAUCUUGCAUCAACAGGCGCUAUGACUAACCGCCAACAAAGCGGAUUGUCAUAACGCUUGUACCAGCGUCCCCAGGUACCAAAAGUCCCAAUUCCAAUGUCAUCAGGUACCAAAAGACCCAGUACCAGCGUAAGGCAAACAACAAGAGGUCUGUCGCAUGUAAAGCCCAGUUGUCAUUCAGGAGUUCUCCGUUAUUAAAUUACUCCCGAACGACUUUGCUCGUCGUGUCAGAUCUCAAGCAUUCAUUAAACACGCUGAGCACCAAAAAAGGUGUAUCUAAAUAUUUUAUAAUUGUUUUUAUGUGUAAAAGUAGUUAGGUUUAACAGCGGAUGUCAAAUGCUGAAAGUCCUGUGGAGCAAGACUGGAACUUCCUGAGGAGUUGAGUUGGUAUCCUCACACUGAGGCUUCAGUUAGUCCUUGUAAAACCACAGUAUAGCUGCUCACCAAGUCCUCCACAUGUUACGUGUCAGUCUCUAUCAAAAUACGCAGACCAUAAGAAUGCCACAUUUACUAUUUUGAUUCAUUACGUUAUUUGAAGCUUCCAAGUGUCGUCGUGGAUAUCUUUAGCGUGCUGUAUCACAUACCGGUGAGGCUUUGCUAAGCCUAUUGGCAAAAAAUGGAAGACUUCCUAGACUUCGACGACGUAUUGACCCACGCGGGAGAGUUUGGAAAGUAUCAGUGGCUGCUGUUUCUUGGCCUGGCUCCCUUUGCCUUGAACUUGGUCCUCGUAUACUUCCUGCAGUUCUUCAUCACCCUCCCGCCGGAGCACUGGUGCGCCGUCCCGGAGCUCCUGCAGGCGAACAUCAGCCUCGAUCUCAGACGUACCCUAAGCAUCCCAAAAACUGUUGACGCGCUGGGAAAGGCGAAGUGGAGCAGCUGCCAGGUAUACAACGUUGACUACAGGACUCUGCUGCAGGAUGGCGUGACGUCACCCAACUCCUCCUGGCCGGUGCGGAGCUGCCAGGCGUGGGAGUACGAUAUCUCCACCACGGGAAACUAUCAUACCAUUGUGUCAGAGCUGUCGUGGGUGUGUGAUCGGGAGUGGUACGCUACUCUGGCUCAGUCCGUCUUCUUCCUGGGGGCCGUGUGUGGCGGCCUGAUCUGUGGCUGGGCGGCCGACAGGUAUGGACGCAUGCCCGUCCUGGUGGCCACCAACUUCGUGGGAGCAGUUACUUCGCUCCUGACGGCCACCUCCACCUCCCUAGCCGACUUCCUUGUAUACAGGUUCCUCGCUGGCUUCGCCUUCGACAACAUCUUUGUCAUGAUGUACGUCUUGGUGUUGGAGUACGUGGGCCCCAGUCGACGUACUUUAGUGGCCAACCUCUCCAUCGCUCUCUUCUACACGGCUGCGACGGUGGCGCUGCCGUGGUUGGCCGUGCUGGCAGGAAACUGGCGCCUCCUCACCGCGCUCUCUGCCUCGCCCAUGAUCCUCUCCUGCCUCGCCUUCUGGAUCCUUCCCGAGAGCGCCCGUUGGCUCCUCUCACAAGGUCGGGUGGAAGAGACGGUGGAGAUCCUGAUCAUGAUCGCUAAGGUGAAUGGUCGCACUAUUCCCUAUGGUGUGCUGCACAAUAUGAAGAGGAGCUCCCAACAAGAGAAAGUUGAAGGUGAAGGCGACAACGCCGCCGCCGUGGCGGAGGAACUGACGUCUGCUUCACUGUUGGACCUGUUCAGGACGCCCAGACUCCGGCGCAUGACGGUAGUCAUCUGCAUCUUUUGGAUGCUGCUGAACCUGGUGUACGACGGGCACGCUCGCAACGUCUCCAACCUGCCCAUGGACGUGUUCGUCACCUUCAGCGUGGCCUCGGCCACCGAGCUCCCCGCCGACACCUUCCUCGUCUUCACCCUCGACCGCUGGGGGCGCCGGUGGCUCGCCUUCGGCACCUUGUGCCUCUCCGGCAUACUCAGCAUCCUUACUAUCGCAGCUGCAGGUAACGCUGUAGCUGUGGCGGUGCUGGCCAUGGUGGGACGGUUCCUGGUGAACAUCACCUACAACAUCGGGCUGCAGUACGCUGCGGAGCUGCUGCCGACGGUGGUGCGCGCGCAGGGGGUCGCUGCCGUCCACAUCGCUGGCUACGUCUCCGCUCUCUUCUCUCCCGUCAUAGUCUACCUGGGAACCCUGAACUCUCUGGUGCCGCUGGUAGUGCUUGGGGUGGCAUCCUUGAUCGGGGGUUUCAUAGUGCUCCUGCUGCCGGAGACUCUACACAGGGACCUGCCCCAGACGCUCGCCGACGGAGAGAACUUCGGCAGAGACCAAGCCUUCUUCUAUUUCCCCUGCAUCAUUCGGGAAGAACACUCAACCCAACCUCUGGCGCUGGGAGAAAUCGGGCAGCAGCCGUCCUUCAUCAGGCACCGACCGCAGUUGAGGGCGUCCCUCCGCGGCGAAACCUACCGAUCCUCCCUCAUCAGGCACCGCAGGGAGGUCCUCUACAUACCUGUAGUUGACUGACACCGCUAGCAGUCACGGCCACUCCAUCACCACGCUAGACUGUUAAAGAUCGUCUGUAUCAUCACUUUCGGUGAUCAACAGUGCCUAUACCUGGUCCUUUGAGUCACCAUGGUUGACAAUAAUAAUAAUUUAUUUGCAAGACGGUACAAUGGGUUAGUGAGAUUACAUAACAUUGGCAUUUUUAUAUUCGUGCAAAGCCACUAACACGCAUAGCGUUUCGGGCAGAUUGAUUGUCGAAAACUUUCAGCCAGGUCUUCUACAUCACGGUGCCUAUCUCACCACUACUAGAAACGUAAUCUAGUCACCAUGAAAAAGGUUAUUUUACUAAAUUUUCAGAGCAUAAACAGUACUCUUUUUUUUCAAAUAUAAUUUACUCGCCUCCAUU